Molecule: messenger RNA, 2786 nt
Organism: Ictalurus punctatus (channel catfish)
Lineage: Eukaryota; Metazoa; Chordata; Actinopteri; Siluriformes; Ictaluridae
Gene: nek5
Product: serine/threonine-protein kinase Nek5
Exons: 22
Coding region: 157-2595 (812 amino acids)
Biological process (GO): protein phosphorylation
Molecular function (GO): protein kinase activity; ATP binding
Source: RefSeq, a predicted model, not a curated record
GGUCUGUACGCCCCGCUCACGCGCACGCAUGCGUCAUCACGUAGCCAGCUGCUCUGUGCGUGUCUUUAGUCUCUUACUUGACAUGAAUUUCACGACAUUUUUGGCAUUUCACAUUGAAAAUGAACCAGGACUCUGAGUUCCUCGUCAGCUCGGGCAAUGGAGGAGUACAUGGUUUUGGGUCAGGUUGGAGAGGGCGCGUUUGGGAAAGCGCUGCUGGUCAGAGAGAAGAUGGGUUCAGGACGCCAAUGUGUGGUGAAGCAGGUCAGCCUGUCCCGGAUGUCCACUCGAGAAAGAGAAGCAGCCAUAAAGGAAGUGACUUUACUGUCCAAAAUGAAACAUCCUAACAUUGUGGCUUUCUUCCAGUCAUUUAAUGAAAGAAAUACUCUCUAUAUAGUGAUGGAGUACUGUGAUGGUGGGGAUCUCAUGAAGAAAAUCACUUUGCAAAGAGGACAGCCAUUCACAGAGGAACAGAUAAUAGACUGGUUUGUUCAGAUCUGUUUGGGUCUGAAGCACAUUCAUGACAGAAAAGUUCUGCACAGAGACAUCAAAGCUCAGAACAUCUUUCUCACUCAAGGAGGGACAAAAGUCAAACUCGGAGAUUUUGGCAUCGCACGAAUGUUAAACAACACAACAGAGCUGGCAAGAACAUGUGUUGGGACACCAUACUAUAUUUCUCCGGAAAUCUGUGAGAAUAAGCCUUAUAACAACAAAACAGAUAUCUGGUCUCUCGCCUGUGUCCUCUAUGAGCUCUGCACACUAAGACACCCAUUUGAAGGCAGCAGUUUGAGGCAGCUGAUCGUGAGGAUAUGUAGGGGGCACUACACUCCAAUAUCACAGCGUUACACUGCUGAACUCAGGCUGCUGCUCUCACAGCUGUUUAAGGUCAGUCCCCGAGACCGGCCCUCGGUCAACUCGCUGCUGAAACGCCCACUUCUGGUCAAACACAUCAGCAAGCACCUGGACCCACAGUUCAUAGAGGAGGAAUUUAGUCACACAGUUCUGCACAGAGAACCUGUAGCACAGCAUGUGAACAAACAUACUGCAGUUACACCAAGGCCUGGUCCAGCAGUAAAGCCUAAGCAUCCACCGAGCAAGCUGCCUCCCAGACCAGAGCGAAGAUGUGCAGUAACCAAGCCUUGCAUCACACAGAAUAAAAAAGUGGCAGGCCAAGCAGCAGUGGUAGAAGUGGGAAAGGCACGAGCAGGAGCACCCGCUCAGUUUGAGACCAAGCCUAAUGCACAUCUGCAGCAUUACAGGCAGCACUGUGACCAUCGGGACCAACUGCAACACCAGCCAUGUGUUCAUCAACCUCCUUUUCCACCUCGUCUUGCUGCACAAGAACCCAUGGAGCUGGAGAGGCCGGCCAAUAGACGGAAUGCUCUGGAGCCCUACCAGCUUGUGGCAGCAGCAAGGGAGGAAUACCUACAGAGAAGACAAGAAGCCAGCCAGUACAAACUCAGAGCCGAAAAACAGCUGGGGCUGAGGCCAAGUACAGCAGAUGCUGAACGGUACAAAUGCCUUGAUGAGAGAGCCACUCCACCUCAGCAAGGACCACAUGACAAAAUACAGGGACAACAGGAGUAUCUCAGGCAGUUAAAGCAAAUCAGGCAACAUUAUCAUGAUGAGAUCAGAGAGAUGAGGCAGAGAGCCUAUGUUGAGGUCCAGCCAAAUGUAGCAGGUGCAUACUUGUUGGAGCGGCCUACAGAAAAUCACACACAUCCACCCAGUGAAGAGCAAAAGCCCACAGAUAUGGAAAAAGCUCUGAGGCAGAUUCUCAAGCAGAAUCAGAAAGAGAGGAGAGAGCUGCAGAAAAAAUAUAAUGACAAGAAGGGAGUCAUGUUUGAGAUCAAGCUGCAAGGUGACAUAAUGCAGGGUGAAGGAGACAAAGAACCACAGGAAAUGGAUGAAAAGAAUGAGGAGGAUCCCCUGAAUCAAACACUGAAAUUUGAUGCAAAGCUCAAAUUCUGGAGACCUGCAGGUGAGACUGAAAUCAAGCAUGAAGAAAGAUUCGAGGAAGGUAGGAGUGAAGAAGGAGAGAAGCAUGUGAAAAGAGGGAUGUGGCGACAUGAAGCUCCUAAAACUCUUCUGAAUGCUCUGGCAAACAUGGAGGUCUCAUCCAUUUGUUCCACAUAUUCAUCUACACAGGCCAGACCUACUGAUCAGGAAGAGAAGGAGCAAUGUUCAGAAGGGCGGCGAAAAUGGACAGACUGCCCACCUGAUACACUCCUUAAUGCUCUGGCUAAGGCACAGCUCACCAACUCUACACUGGGAACAGUCCUACCAUUGAAUGAAGACAGUGAACUGCAGGAAGGGAGUGAAAAGAUUGUGGAAGAUAAAAAAACAGACAACACUGACGAUGAAGGAGAGGACGACUCUGACGUGGAGGUGGACAAGGAGCGCUUGGAGCCCAGAUCAGAUGAUGAUGACACGAACUUUGAGGAGUCAGAGGAUGAGCUUAGGGAGGAGGUGAAGGAUUCCAUGAGAAACCUAUUUAUUUCGGUGGAGGAUGAGGAGGUACAGAGCGCUAAGGCGAUAGAGGAGGGUAGGAAUACAGAGACUCACAUACCAGCGGCCCUGGAACAGAGCCACUCCUAGACUGAGCAAAAAUUUUUUUUAAAAGACCCUGAACCCAGAGGAGCACCAAAUGUAUUUUAAUGCAAGUUUAAGAGAGCGCUGGAGUGUAUUUACAUGUUUUGAUAUGUAUAGGUUUCUGUGUAAUAGAAAAAAUCAGUAAUGGUAUAUACUAAUAGUUUGAAAUAAACAUUUAAUUACACCUUUCUUUCCAG